Trametes versicolor FP-101664 SS1 is the source of this 972-nucleotide messenger RNA. RefSeq lists its product as uncharacterized. The transcript has 2 exons. The coding region runs from base 1 to 972 and encodes 323 amino acids. NCBI's taxonomy places the organism in Eukaryota, Fungi, Basidiomycota, Agaricomycetes, Polyporales, Polyporaceae. The record is from RefSeq and is a predicted model, not a curated record.
AUGCGCAUGAAGAGUCCUGAAGGCGCGCUUACCGCUCUCGACUCGUUCCUCGAUCCUGAGUGUACGGAGACACCAUACGUGGGCGACACCAUACCGCCCGCCCUCAAGGCGCAGGCGCACUCCUGUGCCGCCCUUGCGUACCACGAGAAAGUCUUCGCCACUCCCGCGGAGUGCGCCGAGAUUGUAGUGCAAGAGCGGCGCUUCCAGCGGAAAGAAACGAUGGAGCUGGGCGUCGGCGCGCCGGCGUUUGCGCACUUCGUCGUCGCGCUCGACCACGCCAACCAAAGUGUCCAGCUCGGCCUCGUCUCCCCCAUCGUGCUGAGGCUCGGAUUCAUGAUGCGCGACAUCGGGACCUCGCUCGGGGUAGACCUCUCGCAGACAGUCCGCAGCAGGCGUUUCCGCCCGCUUUGGCGCGCGGUGGACCGGAGGUUGGAAGAGAUAUAUGUCGAGGAGUGGAAGAAGCAGAGGAGGGUCGCAAGGGACCCUGCGGCGUAUGUGUGUGCGGCGGAGGGAUGUGGUAUACGUGGGGAGAAGCGGCAAGCGCUGCGGUCAUGUGCGGGGCGGUGUCCUCCUGGCUUGAAACCGCGCUACUGCAGCAAAAAGUGCCAGAAACAGGAUUGGUCGAGGCAUAAAUCUAUCUGCAAGCCUGGCUAUGUCGGGGAGUUGCCCUCCAUCACGGGGCCGGCGGAAUCCCUGGCUCGCGGUAUCUUUGAGCUAGGGGAUUCCGUGGAUGGCGAGGAUAUGGAAAACACGUCUCCUCCAGUUGCGGGUCCCUUUACAAGCACCGCAGAUGACAGGGACGAAAUGCCGUUCAGACUACGCCCGGCUGGCCCGGGGCAGUUUAUCGACAUGCCGGCGCCCAACGCCCCCGGUGGUUCGAUUCGCCUCACUUCGAACACACUUGAUGCGGAAACGCUGCGGGUCAUCCGCGAACGUGCUCGCAUGCGUGCUCGAGGACAGGGUGCCGGCUGA